AUGAGCCGCAACUUGAGAACUAGCGUCAUUUUUCCCUCCGCUGCAGCGUGUAAGGCCAUUCGCGUUCGGAGCUGUCUUCUGGUUUCUCCAACGUAGUUGCUUUGUCCGCAACCUCACUAGACCCGAUAAACGACUGCAGACGUUUCUUUCGUGGCAGUGGGUAUUUCGGUUUCAUUAAUUGAUGCCUGAUGAUUGCCUGCGGUCUGUGUGCAACUUCAAUCCCAAGUGAUGCGAGAAGGCGACCGACAGCUUCCGAAAGGUUGCGGAAGCGCUCGGCAAAAUGUGGUGUCCAUGCAGUUAGGCCUUGUGUGGUGAGGUACCGGACUGAUUUACCUUUGACAAUUUAGUCCCAUUUUCUUUGACCGGGUUGCUUGUUUGAAUGUGACGAAAAACGACACACCUGUACUGCCCGCCUUGCUAGCGUGCUCCGCUGUCGUGCUCUAUUGUCAGGUUUCUUAACGUUCAAAAUCUCUGUAUUAUUCACUACUCAGUUUUACUUGCUGCCUUUAAGACUAGGGGCUCGUGAGAGAUAACUCGUUAGUUCGUGAGAACAUUACUAUUUACGUCAUUGGAGACCCCGACAUUAACGCAGACUUUACACCUUUCUAUGUCAUACUGAAUAACAUUUAACGUACUACUUGUUUAUGAAUUUCUAUUUCAUUUUCAUUUACUUUCCUCACGAAUUCUGAUUUUUUACCAUCGCUGUCUUAUUAUGUCUCCCUCUAACCAACCACUUGAUGCCCCGCCCAGUCCCUUCAUGCCAUCCGUUUUACGUCGCCUGAAUUCUGGCAACACGCUCCAAAACUUUAUUUCCUCCGCAUCGAAUCAGUCUUUUUUUCUGAUAACGUUACCAAGGAGCUGGCGAAAUACCACGAAUGUGUGGAGGUUCUCCCCGCUAGUGUUAUCUUUCAAGUUCAGUCCUUGCUAGCUAAUCCUCCUGCUGAUGCUCCCUAUACCAUGUUAAAGGCAGAAAUUCUUCGACCUAAUUCCGUGUCCGACCGACAGCGGUAUCACCAGUUACUUAAGAAGGAGUCGCUGGAUGACCGGAAGCCCUCAGAGCUACGUCGAAUGCGUUCUCUCCCUGGACAUGCAAUUUGACGAUAAAUUCGUCAAUGAGAUGUUCCUAGAGCGUCUGCUCGCAAAUGUCCAAACGAUCCUGACGUCCGGCUCUCAAGAUUUUACGGUCUCACGGAUGGCGGAUCGAAUGACUGAGGUGAAGCGGUUCCAGUCAGCUUCCGUUGCCCAAAUCUCAUCCUCAUCGUCAGCUAAUGAACAUUCAAGGAAACAGGUGUCGGCCAUGGCGGAUGAGAUGGGCUCCCUUAAAAUAUAGUUCGCCCACCUUACUUCCAGUCGCUCACGCAGCCGUCGUCGUUCUCGUUUGCGACCUCAGACUGCCGAUGCUUGUUGUUAUCACACUAAUUUCGGCGUAACGGCCCGUUGCUGUUCCUCAUCCUGCUCUUUUAAGCCGAAGCAGGGAAACCAGGCAGCCGGAGAAUAGAUGCGACCGUUUUCUCUGGCUCUUCCGGCUCUGGUCACAUCUUCAAUGUUUGCGACACUGCGACUCGCAGACGUUUCCUGGUGGACACUGAAGCCCAAAUCAGCGUUGUUCAUCCAACUGCCGUUGAUUGUCGUUUCCCUAGCCCUGGUCUUCACCUGCAAGCUGCCGACUGUUACCCCAUUCCCACUUUUGGCAGUCUGUCCCUCACUCUGAACAUUGGCCUUCGUCGCUCAUUCACUUGGAUCUUUGUCAUUGCUGAUGUCCCUCAUGCAAUCUUCGGCUCGGACCUUCAUGCCGAGUUCGAUCUCCUUGUUGACUGCCGAUGUGCCCGUCUCCUCGACAGCACAACCGGUCUGUUUGUUCGUGGACUAACUCCCUUUAUUGUCCCCAUCAACUUAUCUGUCUUGGAUACGGAUAUUGCUAGCCCCUAUCAGCAACUACUUCUUAGUCAACCCAACAUAAUUAACCCCCCAGUUUUUCAGUGGUGAGGUUCAGCAUGAUGUUGUGCACCACAUCUGCACCUCAGGUCCUACCGUGUUUGCUCGACUGGGACGACUAGCACCGGAGCGUUUCCAGGCCGCGAAGGCGGAGUUUGAACACAUGCUGCAACUGGGAAUAAUUCGACCGUCCGAGAGCCCUUGGGCGUGCCCACUGCACAUGGUGCUCAAGGCGAUGUCAGGCGACUGA
This is a messenger RNA of Spirometra erinaceieuropaei, 2185 nucleotides long. Lineage: Eukaryota; Metazoa; Platyhelminthes; Cestoda; Diphyllobothriidea; Diphyllobothriidae. The record is from the annotation of a GenBank genome assembly.